AUGGCAGACAAUUUGACUGGUAGUCUCGAAGAAAAUUUGAAUAGCGCGAUCACAAUCAUCGCUUCCGCCGAAAUGCUAGCACAGUACUCGCCGUUCUUCGAAGACGUAAACAAUAGUUAUUGGCAACCUGGUGGAACGAAAAGAAUAUUGCUAGAAAAAGGGUUACCAGAGACGUUUGCGAUGGUAGUUCCUUGCUCUACAAAGGUGGACCCUUUAGGGAAUGGAACUUUGACAGCGACCAAAUGGACGCUGGGUUAUCGUGUAAUGUUCAAAUCAACAUCUAAAAAAUACUGGCAUUGUGAUCCUGGAGAUGCUUGUUUCUCAAGUUUCUAUGAAGUCAUGCUCCAAGUAUCUAAUUUGAAUAACUCCAAACUUAGUGAUGACUUCAAUGAUGCAGUCGAAAUUAUUGCAGGCACGGAUGAGAAAAAAUUAAGGCAUCAAUUCGCAUCGAAAGUCCUGGCACUGCGUUCAAAAUAUUUCAGGGUUAAGAUCAAGAAUUACUCAUAUCUACCACACAGCGAAGACGAGCGUAUGAUAAUAAAUCUCUCAGAACAGAGUAUUGUAGCCUUGGAGGCUUUUCUUGCGUGGAACUCGACUGGAACUAUCCGUUGCGGAGAACGACUUUCUGCUGUCACUGUGGAUCGCGAUGCGGCGGUGGUAACGACAGAAAAGCUUGAUAAGUACAGACUUUUUUGGGAUCGGCUUUUGGAAUUCUACCUCUUGAAAGAUUUCUUAGGAGCUUCGGCCUUCUGUAAUUCUGCCAUAAACACCUUGAUCGGAGCUAUUGAUAGCGAAAGUCAAGAUCGAGCAAAAUUUGUACCGAAGCUCGAAGUCUUCGCACCAAUUUUGGGAGUCGACGACCCUGAAGACAACCAGAAUCAUCUCAAUGAUGCCGAGAAUCACAAAGAAAAUGAGGAAGAUGACAAUCAACACGUUGAAGAUCAAUGGUAA
Molecule: messenger RNA, 951 nt
Organism: Botrytis fragariae
Lineage: Eukaryota; Fungi; Ascomycota; Leotiomycetes; Helotiales; Sclerotiniaceae
Exons: 4
Coding region: 1-951 (316 amino acids)
Source: RefSeq, a predicted model, not a curated record